AUGAGGAUUCAUCCCCUUCCGUGGCUGCUGGCCAUCUCCCCUGCUUUUGUUCGUGCACAGAGUCCGCAGUCUGUCCGGGACUGUCCGCUACCAUGUGAUUUUGUUAAUGGCACAUCCUGGCUGCCGUAUGGCCAGAUCAGUGACCUUGACCGGUGUAACGAGACGGUCCUUUUCCAGGUGAUGUUGUACCAGCCCCUGAACGACCCGGAGAUUGGUUCCAUCGUCCAGGCUUGCGCGGCGUCUACAUCGUCAUCUGUGAGUCUGCCGGCACCUGGUCCUGUCAACGACACGGCCCUGUUUAAGCGCAAGAGCUUCAAGAGCUUCAAGAGCUUCAAUGCGAGUGCCGUCAGCUCGGUCACGACCUUUGCGGCGGGCGCCACGUGUAUGGACCACGUCGACAAGCCGACAAGGGCGCAACGGGAGCUCCAGCUGCUGUGGUCGCCCGCAGGCGCGUCGAGUGUAUCUUCUGUGCCUGCUGUGGACGACGUCGACGACAUCCGCGCCUCGGCCGAGAACCUGGCGCAGUUUGUGACCCAGGACCUCUCGUGCACGGCCAGCAUCAUAUUUGCCAAGACGAACAACGUCACCAUGGGCGUUUAUGUCGGCGCGCAGGUCGAUAAGGCGCCCGCGGCAGCCUUUGUCCGCGAGCAUAUGAGCCAGUCCACCGUUUUACGCAUCGAAAGCAUUCAGGCUGCGCCCGGCCAGGUGGCCGUGCAGGUGUGCGGUAAAGAGCAGCUCAGCUCGCAGCAGCUCGGUGUGUUUGCCGACCUGACGGGCGACGCCUUGGCCGUGCAGACGGUGCUCCGCGAGUGGCACCGGGGCUACUGCGUUAACGGCACGUCGUACACGGAACGGUCUCUUGGUCGCGUCGAGCUCGGUAUGCUUCCGGGUCUGCUGCACGGCGGCGAUGUUGGCAGCUCCGGGCUCAACGGCGCGGCGACGAGAACAGUCAACGGGACAGUCAACGGGACAGUCAACGGGACAACGGCUCUACGCAAACGCAACGACUGCCAAGUGCGCAAGGUGGUACCAACCCAGGGCUGCCAGCAGACAGCACAGGCCUGCGGUAUCAGUACGGACGAUUUUAUCCGCUUUAACGGCGGCGAUCCCAACAUCUGUAGCACGCUGCAGGCCAACCAGCGUGUCUGCUGUUCGCCGGGCAGCCUGCCGGACACGGCCCUGCCGGCCAAGACAGACGGAACGUGCGCGUACGUGCAGCAGCAGGGCAAAGAGUACUGCAGCCAGCUGGCAGCCAAGUGCGGCGGCGAUGUGACGGUGGCCGAUCUGACGGCGAGCAACGGCGGCGACCCCGACUUUUGCAGCAACCUGCAGCAGGGCCAGUACGUGUGCUGCGGGCACGGCAAGAUGCCGGAUCUGUCGCCCAAGAAGAACGCCGACGGCAGCUGCUUCGUGUACGAGACCCAGCCGGGCGACAAUUGCGCCGCUAUCGCCGCGGCGCAUGCCAUCGCCGACAUCAAGCUACUCGACAAGUACAACAAGAACAUCUGGGGCUGGCUGCCGUGUCCGGCCCUACAAAAGAAAAUGCGUAUCUGCCUUAGCGACGGCGACCCGCCGCUGCCUAUACCCGUCGCGACGGCCGCGUGCGGGCCCCUUAAGCCCGGCACCGUGCGGCCUAAAGACGGUACGGCGCUCGCCGACGUCAACCCGUGCCCGCUCAACGUGUGUUGCAACGUAUGGGGUAACUGUGGUAUCGACAGCGACUUUUGCGUGCCGGCCCCGAUCCUUAACGGUGGGCCCGGCGCGGCCCGGCCCGGCAGCAACGGCUGCGUCUCCAGCUGCGGCAUGAAUAUUACUAAUAACGCCUCGCCGCCGCGCACGUUCCGCACCGUCGCCUACUUUGAGGCCUGGAACGUCGACUCGCGGCCCUGUCUCAACAUGGACAUUUCCCGCAUCGCCGACCCGGCCGUCGCGCCGCCUGGCGGCGGCUCCUACUCGACCGUGCACUUUGCCUUUGGCAAUAUUACCAACGACUUCCAGGUAGACGCCAGCGGCGCCCAGGGCCAGUUUGACGGGCUCAAGAAGCUACAGGGCAUCCGCCGUAUCAUUUCGUUUGGCGGCUGGGGCUUCUCCAAUGCGCCUUCCACUUACGGCGUCUUCCGUCGGAUUGUCCACAGCCAGGGCAGCCGUGGCGUGGCGGCCAAGAACAUUGUCCAGUUUGUAGUCAAUAACGGACUCGACGGCGUGGACUUUGACUGGGAAUACCCGGGUGCCACUGAUAUCCCCGGCACGCCUGCGGGCGAUCCCGUGACGGAAGGCAGCAACUACCUCGAGUUCCUCAAGACGAUGCGCUCUCUGUUGCCUAAGAACAAGACGCUGUCUAUGGCCGCACCGGCCUCGUACUGGUACCUACAGCACUUCCCCAUUAAGGAUAUGGCGCAGGUGGUCGACUAUAUUAUUUACAUGACUUAUGAUUUACACUGCCAAUGGGAUUACGGUAACCAGUACUCGACUCCCGGUUGCAAAUCAGGCAGCUGCAUGCGCAGCCACGUCAACCUGACCGAGACCAUGACGGCGCUGGGCCUCAUCACCAAGGCCGGUGUCUCGUCCGACAAGGUCAUUGUGGGCAUGGCCCGCUACGGACGCAGCUUUGCCAUGAGCCAAGCCGGCUGCACGGGGCCCAUGUGCACGUUCACGGGCGACCGGCUCAACUCGAAUGCCGCCCCGGGUCCCUGCACCAAUACGGCCGGCUACAUUUCUAACUUUGAAAUCAACCAGAUCCUGAUGAGCGCCGUGGACCCGGACACGUACGACGCGCGCAGCAUCCAGCAGUUCCAGGACGAGGGCGAUAUCCUCGUAUACGACGACAUGCAGUGGGUCUCGUACCUCACGGACGACAGCUACAGCAGCCGUGCGAGCAAGUGGCGCGGGCUCAAUUUUGGGGGCACGUCGGACUGGGCCGUCGACCUCGUGGCAGACUUUGGGCCUGGUGGCAACGGCAAGACGGCCGACGACGGCACGGGUAGCGACGACGAUAACAGCGACGGCAGCGGAACGAUGCUGUGCGACGUGAGUAAGGUGUACACGACCUUUGACGACCUGGCCAAGGACGUGGCGGGCGGUAUGAGCAGCCACUGCGCCAACUACUUUACGCUGGGCGUGCUCGGCAGCAUGCUUGACGACGCGUACACGCGUUACAACGACGCCAACAACAGUUACGACGCUAAAUUUGGCGACUAUGUGCGUUACAUGAAGAAUAUGGUGCCGGCCGUAAUUGACAACUUUCUCGCCAUCAAGGGCGACGGUCUAAAGUACUUCGACUGCGCCCUUACCGACGACUUGACGCCCCUAACCAAGAAGGCGCCCUGCGACCAGAUAAAGGAGUCGAUCCACAAGGGCUUCGUCAAGGUCACGCUAGUCUUGCGCGAUGCCGACGGCUUCGCUGCUGAGCUGCUCAAGGACUACGGCAUCCCCGCUGACUGGCUCGACUUUAAGGGCACCUACCACGAAACCGAGACGUGUUACUCCGACGACACCACCUCGUGCCCGCUUACCGCCGGCGCGCGCGAGUGGUACGGCUACCCCGAGGUCAAGGCCGACGUCGUUAUCCCUAACCCCAAGGACGUCAUCACCAACACUAUUGGCAACGUCGACGACUUGGAGAAUGCCCUGCUCGCCCGCCGCCUCGACGUUAUACUCGGCAUCUUUGACGGCCUCGCCGCCGAUGUCGUCCAGGUCAUGUCCGUACCCGUCUUUUUACUUGUCCAGGCCGUCGACGGCAUGGAGCAGGUCAAGGUGCUCGCCGAGAAGCAGGAGGAGGAGGACAAGGAGAAGCGUAAGAAUUUCAUCCUGGAAAUUGUCGGCGCCCUGCUCUUCGUCGUCCCCUUUAUCGGCGAGGAGGCCGCCAUGGCCGCCGGCCUGACCAGCCUCGCGCGUGCCGUUACCAUCAUCGGCGAGCUCGGCAACGCCGCCUUUGGCGUCUACUCGGUCGUCGACGACCCCAGCUCCGCCCUCUUUGCUGUCAUGGGCAUGCCCUUUGGCGUGCGCGGUAUUGCCAAGAGCGCGCGAGACGGCAAGGGCUUCCGCGAUAUGGCCGACAAGCGCGCCGGCUGGGCCGACGCCGACAUUGCCAAGCUGGGCAGUGGCUUUAAGGCCCGCAACGACAAGCUGCAGAGCAUUGUCAAGGCCUGCCGGCGGUAG
Molecule: messenger RNA, 4158 nt
Organism: Sporothrix brasiliensis 5110
Lineage: Eukaryota; Fungi; Ascomycota; Sordariomycetes; Ophiostomatales; Ophiostomataceae
Exons: 5
Coding region: 1-4158 (1385 amino acids)
Biological process (GO): carbohydrate metabolic process
Molecular function (GO): chitin binding; hydrolase activity, hydrolyzing O-glycosyl compounds
Source: RefSeq, a predicted model, not a curated record